ACAGCUCAAUCCAAGUAUCAUUGCACCUCUGAGGAUGACUCCAAUCUGGGCAAUUAUUUUAUUUCUCAACAUAUCUCCAACCCAAGCUGGGGAUUUUUCCAGACCAUCAUAUCUCUCAGUGAAGUCUGGAGAAGGUGUUACUCUGAACUGCCCAUUUGGAGACAUUCGUAGGACUGAUAGUGUGGUUUGGUACAAACAAAACUUCGGAGAGAUGCCUCAAAAAGUGGGAGAAAGAUUAAUAUAUAAGGAUGUCAAAAUUUGCCCAGUGUUCAAGAUGUCAGGAUUUAUAAUGGAGGCGACUGAUAACGGCAUUUCUCUAACAAUUCCACACAUAAAAAAAGAACAUGGAGGACUUUACUACUGUGAAAAAUGUAUGUUGGAGAAUGUUACCCUAUCCAAUGGAACUUACUUGGCUGUAACAGGUGAUGGAGAUGUAAAAGUGUCAGUGAUCCAGAGCGGCGUGUCGGACUCGGUUCCUGCAGGAGCGUCAGUGACUCUGCAGUGCUCGGUUCUCUCUGAGAGCAGAUCAGCAGAAAUCCAAGUGCUCUGGUUCAGAGCUGCUCCACCACAAUCCCAUCCUCAAAUCAUUUACACUCAUCACAACCGCAGCCAUCAGUGUGAGAGCGGCUCUUCUACACACACCUGUGUGUACAACUUCUCCAAGAACAUCCUCAGCCUCAAUGAUACUGGGACUUACUACUGCGCUGUGGCCGUGUGUGGGAAGAUCAUUUUUGGGAACGGGACACGAGUACAGUUGGAGAACGUUCCAGAAUUUGGUUGGUAAAAAAAAAAAUUAUGAAUAUUAUUUGUGUUUCAACUACAAAAAAAUUUUCUCUUUAAUUAUUUCUAUGUCAAAUUUUAACCUGAUUAGUGGUUAUAAAUAUGCAAAGCAUUGCUCAGAUUGUUAUUUAUAUGUCUAUCUUAAUACUGUACUGCACAUAUUCAUUAUUUGACAUUUAUUGUCCUGCAGUAAGAUCUUUAGGUCCUGAAGUGAUCUACCUCGCAGUAGUAUUGGCAGUGUGUAUGGUUGUGAUUUUAGCACAAGCAUUUAUAAUCUGUAAAAAGUGGAACUGUGACCAAUUCAGAGUGAGAUCUCAACAAGAUUCUAUGGCAGAGAAAACACCCAAUCAGGGUCGUGAUACAGUGGAGCUGAAUUACGCUGCUUUACAUUUUAAUAAGAAGAAUACCAAAAGAGUGACCAGGAAGACAGACCAACCUGCAGACUGCGUUUAUUCUGCAGUGUCAUCUGCUACCUAGAUUAUAUUUCUUAUUGCUUUAAUUUAUUCAUUCACACUUAAGAUUAGAAUUUGUUCUAGUUUUUAAGGUUUACUCUCAAAGUAAAGUGUAUCACACGUCUGUGGUCAGGUUUCUCAUGUUUAUUAAUUAAGCAGUGUUGAAAAUCUGUGUUUGAAAUCAGACGAGUUUCUGUGAAACAGUCUGUGUGUGCAUUUGUGUGUGUGUGUGUGUGUGUGUGUGUGUGUGUGUGUGUGUGUGUGUGUGUGUGUGUGUGUGUGUGUGUGUGUGUGUGCUGAGAAACAAAAAUUAUGAGUUUGCAAUCAGUAAAGAAAUCAUUUAUUUAAGUAUGAGUUCAUAUUGACCCCCAUCCCCCCCUCCCUUUUUUUUUUCACUUGGUCAUUUGAUGCAUCUGGAUUUUAUCCUAAUAUAAUGUUAUUACAUCCAUUUUUGUUCAGGGUUAGACUGAAAUAUGUUUCUCUUUUGUACAUAUCGAAACCAGAAGUAAAAUUUUAGCAUUUUAUAAUCUAGUUACCCCCAAAAGUGAAAAAGGAAGGGGAAAAAAGAUUUCAUUUCAAAUGCUGCACAGGCAUGUCAGACAAUUUGACUGCUGGUAUCUGACUGAAAACUGAAUUGUCUAGCGUUUUGUCUAUUUCAU
Ictalurus punctatus (channel catfish) is the source of this 1891-nucleotide messenger RNA. RefSeq lists its product as uncharacterized. NCBI's taxonomy places the organism in Eukaryota, Metazoa, Chordata, Actinopteri, Siluriformes, Ictaluridae. Gene Ontology annotation, biological process: response to bacterium. The transcript is spliced from 5 exons. The record is from RefSeq and is a predicted model, not a curated record. The coding region runs from base 35 to 784 and encodes 249 amino acids.